AUGGAGGGUAAUUGUUUGAAGGCAGCCGCUCAACUCAACCUCAUUCCAUUAUAUGUGUGUGUUUCAAUUUCCAGAAUCAGCCGUCUGUUUAAUGGCACAGAGCCCAUCGUGCUGGACAGCUUGAAGCAGCACUACUUCAUCGACAGGGAUGGAGAAAUAUUCCGUUACAUUCUCAGCUUCCUCAGGACCUGCAAACUGCUUCUCCCAGAUGACUUCAAGGAGUUCCACCUGCUGUACGAGGAGGCUCGGUACUACCAGCUGUCCCCCAUGAUUAAGGAGCUGGAACGUUGGAAGCAGGAGAGGGAGCAGCGCAGGACGGCCCAGCCCUGUGACUGCCUGGUGGUGCGGGUGACGCCUGACCUAGGUGAGAGGAUCGCCCUUAGCGGGGAGAAGGUGCUCAUCGAGGAGAUCUUCCCCGAGACUGGAGACGUCAUGUGCAACUCGGUGAACGCCGGCUGGAACCAGGACCCCACGCACGUCAUCCGCUUCCCCCUCAACGGCUACUGCAGGCUCAACUCUGUCCAGGUUCUAGAGCGUCUGUUCCAGAAGGGUUUCAGCGUGGCAGCGUCCUGCGGCGGCGGGGUGGACUCCUCCCAGUUCAGCGAGUACGUGCUGUGCCGUGAGGACCGGCGGAGUAUGUCCAUGAACACCCCCAUCAGGAUAAAACAGGAGCCCCUGGACUAGAGAGACUUUAGGAGAGGAGAGGGACUAGCCACGAGGGGCUCCUCACCCCCCUACUGGACAGAACAGAACAAACCCAAACCCUAAUAUCCCUCCACCUCACACCACAGAAACCAACCCAGCAAGAAACACCUAAGUAUUAGCAGACGCCUGAUAACGUUGCCAGCUCUGAGGAACUCAGUGCUCUAAGGGGAAUGUAGUAUAAACACAAAAAAGCAAAGAAAGAAAACAAAAGGAUUUGAUUCUGUUUACUAAUAACACCCAAAGAAAUAUAGGACUAUGAUGAUGAACAGAAAGACUGAAACAGCAGCUCCAUCUCUUGAACCAUUUAAGCACCGUGACCAAUCUCUUUUUCCUCCAGUUGUAAGGCUCUCUGACCCCUUGUGAAGAGGUGUCCUGACCUCAGUGAGGAGCACGGCCCCCUUGCCCUCAGUGCAGCGCAUGGCAGUGUGUCGUCCAGUCCCGUACGUGUCUGUGUGAGGCCCAUGUGUUGUGUGCGCCGUCCAGUGCAGCUGAGUGGGGACAAGACAGGUGCUAUUUAGGGAGGCCUGGCCUGACAAGGGGCAGGGCUGACAGAGAGGAAGAGGAGGAAGUGACAGCCAACCAGCCCACAUUGCUCUUAUAGCCAGCAACCAGGCCUCGCAGCCAAGGGAGGUCCGAUUGAUUGUCUUUCUUAUUUUCAUUGUUGUUUAUAAAGUACAACUUUUUUCUCUGUUUUUUUGCUGUUCUGUCACAACAUGGUGUAAACUAUUAUUAAUAGGAUUGUUGUAUUUUUCCCCUCCUAUAUGAAGGAUGUAUGAACGUUGUAUUCAAAGUCAUUAGGUUUGAAAGCUUGAGAGAA
Messenger RNA from Oncorhynchus nerka (sockeye salmon), 1522 nucleotides. Its product is annotated as BTB/POZ domain-containing protein kctd15-like. NCBI's taxonomy places the organism in Eukaryota, Metazoa, Chordata, Actinopteri, Salmoniformes, Salmonidae. Gene Ontology annotation, biological process: protein homooligomerization. The record is from RefSeq and is a predicted model, not a curated record. The transcript has 3 exons. The coding region runs from base 1 to 684 and encodes 227 amino acids.